Molecule: messenger RNA, 1071 nt
Organism: Aspergillus nidulans FGSC A4
Lineage: Eukaryota; Fungi; Ascomycota; Eurotiomycetes; Eurotiales; Aspergillaceae
Product: class I SAM-dependent methyltransferase
Exons: 3
Coding region: 1-1017 (338 amino acids)
Molecular function (GO): methyltransferase activity
Source: RefSeq, a predicted model, not a curated record
AUGUUUGAGAGCGUCUCUGUCCCUCGUUUUGCGGUUAAGCCGCAUCCAUCCCAGACCUCUUCUGUCGCUCAGAUCAUCGAUAUCCGCUCUGACAAGAAGGAUGUCGAGCUGCGCGUGUCUCUCCAGCAGAGCAUCCACAGCGACGACGCCGCGCUGCCCGAUCUGCUCCUCUGGGAUGAACAGGGGCUGCGCUAUUUUGAGGAUGUUACCUACUGCCCAUCGUACUAUUUAACGAGGGAGGAAAUUGGUCUGUUGAAGAAAUACAGCCUGCAAAUCGCCGAACACAUCCAGCCGGGCAGCAUGCUGGUCGAGCUGGGGAGCGGAAACCUCCGCAAGACGAAGAUUCUGCUGGAUGCGCUCGAGGAGCUAGGUCGGCCGGUAGACUAUUUCGCCCUCGACGUCUCCUACCCUGAGCUCAAGCGCACACUCCGCCCCGUCGGGGCGGGCGUCUACCAGCACGUCCGCUGCUAUGGGCUGCUGGGCACCUAUGACGACGGUCGGAAAUGGCUCCAGCAUCCUGAUCUGCAGUCACGUCCAAAGACGAUCCUAUACCUCGGCUCGACGCUGGGAAAUUUCGAGAAGCCGGAUGCGGCGCAGUUCCUGGCUAGUUUUGCGCAGCCGAAUACGUCGUUCUUACUCGGUCUAGACGGAUGCAAGAACGAGAAGCAGGUCCUGCAGGCAUACAAUGAUCCUGACGGGAUCAAUCACCGGUUUGUUAAGAACGGAUUAGUGCGCGCGAAUCAUAUUCUCGGGCAUGAGGCUUUCGAUCUGGACAAGUGGGAUGUCACUGGUGCUUGGGAUGAGGAGAGCGGGGCGCAUAACCAGUACUAUAUCACCCGCGCCGAUGUCUCCCUGGACGGAGUGGAUAUUCCGGCAGGGCAUAAGCUGCUCGCUGUUCGUAGCCACAAGUAUGAUGCGGAUGACCGAAAGAACCUAUGUGGGAGCGCUGGACUGAAGGUGGUGGACUUUUGGGCCUCUGAAAGCGAGUAUAAUCUGCUUUACCUGGCCGGUAUGUGAAGUGCGUCCGUACGUAGUAGGUAGUAAUGUCACGGAGUUGUUACUUUACUUCUA